Helianthus annuus (common sunflower) is the source of this 1304-nucleotide messenger RNA. Its product is annotated as homeobox-leucine zipper protein HAT4. Gene Ontology annotation, biological process: regulation of DNA-templated transcription. The coding region runs from base 92 to 991 and encodes 299 amino acids. The record is from RefSeq and is a predicted model, not a curated record. Lineage: Eukaryota; Viridiplantae; Streptophyta; Magnoliopsida; Asterales; Asteraceae. Gene Ontology annotation, cellular component: nucleus. The transcript has 4 exons. Gene Ontology annotation, molecular function: sequence-specific DNA binding; DNA-binding transcription factor activity, RNA polymerase II-specific.
UCCUCCUCAUCAUCGUCAAAACACUCUCAAUCUCUCUCUUGAUCCGCAAUUCUCACAACACAACAAUUCAACCAUUUUUGUUGUGUCUACGAUGGUUAACAAGGAUGAUUUAGGCUUGAGCCUCAGCUUAAACUUUCCGGCAGCCCCCGAUACCCAUCCGUCAUCAUCGCACAUGAGCUCGAUGCCGCUUUUCGAUCCCAGAACAAUCAACUGGUCCGAUUCGUACCCGUCUUCUUCGUCAGAUCGGCACAACCUUGAUGCGUUUAGAGUCGAAACGAGGUCGUUUUUGAAAGGAAUUGAUGUGAAUAGGGUUCCGGCGACGACGGCGGCUGAGGCGGAGGAGGAGGCGGGUGUUUCGUCACCGAAUAGCACGAUAUCGAGUAUUAGUGGGAAGAGGAGUGAAAGAGAUGUUAUUGUGAACGAGAACGACGGCGAGAGAGCGUCGUCUCGAGGGAUUAGUGAUGAUGAAGAUGGCGACAACUCGAGGAAGAAACUCCGGCUAUCGAAAGACCAGUCCGCGGUUCUAGAAGAAAGUUUUAAAGAGCAUAAUACUCUGAAUCCUAAACAAAAGCUGGCUUUGGCUAAGAGGCUCGGAUUGAGACCUCGUCAAGUGGAAGUUUGGUUUCAGAACCGAAGGGCAAGGACGAAAUUGAAGCAAACGGAAGUCGAUUGUGAGUUCUUGAAACGUUGUUGCGAAAAUUUAACCGAAGAAAACCGAAGGUUACAAAAGGAAUUACAAGAAUUGCGGGCUUUAAAACUUUCACCACAAUUUUAUAUGCAAAUGGCCCCUCCAACCACCCUCACCAUGUGCCCCUCGUGUGAGCGUGUCGCGGUCCCAUCAUCGGAAAAGUCGGUUAACCACCAACACAACCGGGGUCAUGUUACAACUACGAACCAAAACCAGCACCGAACAUUACCGUUCAACCCCUGGCCGACACCUACCAACCAGGUCGUUCAUCGACAAAUGAGCGCACUCCAUCCUCGAGCAUGAUUGGUCGAAAGGGCAUUGUAGUCAUUUUAGCUUGGUGAAGAAAAGGCAUAAUGUAUGAUUGGGGUUUGGUUGGUUAAUUAGGAUCUAUAGAUUUGGUCUAAUUGACCAAUUUAAAUGUGGGGUUUAUGUUUACUUUGAGGGUUAGUUUUGUAAAAGUUAGUUUUUUUAGUGUUUAUAAAAUACUCUUCUUCCCAGAUUUUUAAGAGAAGAAAAGAACAAGACUCAUUGUUUGUAAGGGGAGGAAGAGACAUGUUAUUAGGGUUGUAAAUUCUCCUUACUAAUUAGUUAUUUGUUAAUUACUCAAUUAUCAUAA